Impatiens glandulifera is the source of this 2817-nucleotide messenger RNA. Its product is annotated as pentatricopeptide repeat-containing protein At4g17616. The transcript has a single exon. Gene Ontology annotation, molecular function: protein binding. NCBI's taxonomy places the organism in Eukaryota, Viridiplantae, Streptophyta, Magnoliopsida, Ericales, Balsaminaceae. The record is from RefSeq and is a predicted model, not a curated record. The coding region runs from base 297 to 2309 and encodes 670 amino acids.
GAGAUUGAUUUUGAUCAUUGAGAGUGCAAGACAAAAUAACCAGAGGAAAGAAGGGAAUUCGAAUCACGCAAAGGAGGCCAGGUAUCUUCUACCUCCGCUUUUCUUCUUCGAGAGUCUACCGGUCGAAUAUGACGCUCUUUACAGGAGAGGUUGCUCCAUUGAUUUUUAGCGGCGAUACAGAAGGUCUAACACAGGGUCAAGGGCGAACCAGAGAUUUGCAAACUCUGAGGAGAGCUUUAAUGAGGGUAUCAAAAUUUUAAUUGGAAUCUGACAGAAAUUGGCUGACUAAUGCAGGAAUGGCUUUAUCCAUGAGAAGAACUUUUUUUUUGAAACCAUUCUCUAACUCGAGCAAUUUGUCAUUAACUUGCUCAACUCUAAGGCUACUUCAUGUGGGAGAAUUGUAUACUUGUGAUAGGACAAGUAUGAAUUCUGUAAAAGGAACAUCUAGCACUGUUCUGCUUAGAAAUCUUGAUUCAGCUUUGAAGAGCCAUCAAAUUCAUAAAGCUUGGGAAUCUUACUGUGAUUACAGAAAACUCCAUGGUUUUCCCGAUUUCACUGUCAUGAAUAGAUUUCUGUUGGAAAUAUCCUACACAUGCAAUACCCAUUGGCUUCAGAAAGCAUAUGAUGUUGUCAAUGCACUUAUAAAAGAGAGAAAACCCAAUUUACUUGAGCCUCAUUUACUUAAGAAGCUCUGUUUGUCCUUUGCAAGAGCUCAAAUGCCCAUUUCUUCAACCAUGGUUCUCAGGUUGAUGUUAGAAAGACAUAAUCUUUCUCAUAUUAAUAUCUUGAAGCUUAUCUUCAUGCAUAUGGUGAAGACGGAAGUUGGUACAAGCCUUGCAUCCAAUAGCUUAAUCCUUAUAUGUGAAAGUAUCCAUCUUUCUAAUCAAAAGCCAAUAAAACCCGACACAAUGAUGUUUAACAUCAUCUUGGAUGCUUGUGCAGUUCAUGGUUUACCCUUAAAGGGUAAACAAAUUAUAGAAUUGAUGGCUCAAAUGGGUAUUGCAGCUGAUGCGUAUUCUAUUAAUCUAAUCGCGAGAAUUCACGAACUGAACUAUCAGAGGGACGAGCUCAAGAAAUUCAAAUACCAUGUUGAUCAAGUUUCAGGUACUUUUCUUCUUCGUCACUAUAACCAGUUCUAUGAUAGUCUGCUAAAUUUGCAUCUCAAAUUUAAUGAUGUCGAUUCAUCCUCUCAACUCGUAUCUGACAUGUAUGAAUGUAAGCGUUGUAAUCUUAGCGACUCUAAAGGAACAAGAUUUGUAGCAAUGGGAUCUCAUAAUAUGAAGGGAGGAUUGAAAUUACAAUUAUCUCCCGAGUUAAUGCAGAAAGAUACGAUUCUUGUAUCAGAACAUAAAGAAGAGCUUUUUUCUUUUAAGUCAGGGAAGCUUACCCUAACCGACAAAGGAAUGGCCAAGCUCAUCUUGUUAUACAAGAAAUGUGGAAAUAUCAGUGAACUGUCAAAAUUUAUAACUGUCAUUUGUAUGAAACUCAGCUCCUCAGAAGCAGAAACCUUUGGCGGUAAAGUAAUCGAUGCUUUAGCCCAGUUGGGGUGGCUAGAGACAGCUCAUGACAUUUUGGAUGACAUGGAAACUGCAGGAGUACCCUUGGGGCAAGAUUCAUAUGUUUCGGUAUUGAGGGCAUAUUAUGACAGAAAAAUGCUUAGAGAGGCAGAUGGGCUUUUAAGACAAAUAAGGAGAUCUGAUCGACUUAUGAAGUUCCCUGACGGGUCAGGCAUCAUUUCGUGUCUCACCCAGCUUGAAAACGAGAUCAGAAUGCAAAAGAGUUCAGAUUUGGCCGAGGCUUUGGUUCUGGAAAUGAAAGAAGAGGAGAAUGAUUUGCCUUCCAUUGUUCAUGAGCUAAAUUCUUCCAUCUAUUUCUUUUGGAAGGCAAAAAUGGUGAGUGAUGCUACAAAGACUUAUCAAAGAAUGCAAGAGAUGGGAAUUCGGCCAACUUUACAAACGUAUGCGAAUAUGGUUAAUGGGUAUUCAUCUUGUGAAAUGUACAGAGAGAUUACUAUCAUUUGGGGCGAUAUUAAGAGGAGUAAGGAGAAUCGGAACGUAGUCACGAGCAAAGAUUUACUUGAGUUGUUGAUUCUAAAUUUCAUUCGAGGUGGUUAUUUUGAAAGGGUAAUGGAGAUCGUUGAGGUUAUGAAGGAGCAUGAGAUGCAUGCAGACAAGUGGUUGUGUAAAAAUGAAUUCUUGAAGUUUCAUAAGAGCCUUUACAGAAGUUUAAACGUUAGAAAUGCCACAACUGAGGCUCAAAGCAACAGGAUUGAACUUGUUAGGGCAUUUAGGAAGUGGGUUAGCAAUUGAGAGGAAUAUUAUGAGAGUUUUCAUCCCAUGUAAACGUUUUUGAACAAUUGGGCUAAGUCAGCAUGAAAUGUUUUCGUUGAAUUCAUGCCCAUGCAGAUACAACAAGACACAAUGGUAGCUCUCAUCCUCUACUCUUCACACUGCUCAUGAAUAGAGGCUACAAACACCUUUCGACCAUCUAUCAGCUCCUUCUUGUGCAAGUUCACCACCAGGUUCCACUCUCUCUCUCUCUUUUUCACAAUUCUACAGGUGUUAUGAAAUAUGUGCCUAAUGAGUUCUCUCAACAUGAUUUAACUCGAAUUUUUUACCGUUUUUGUUCUAAGUAAACAAGUUUCAACAAUUUUUAUGUAUACUUCUUAGAUCUCUAUUAGUCUAUAUGUUCAGGCAUUGCUUGUUUGUUGUAUUUUUAUUUGACAGAGCCUAUUUGUAAACAAGUGUUGUUUUUCACAAUCUCUUGUCACAUUGGAAAAUUGCAAAAAAUAAAGAUAUAUAUCGAAAUUGGUUUUCU